GUGAGUGCGUGAGCCUGUGCGUGUACUCACACGCGUGUUUUGGCAGGGCUGAAUCACAAGAGGACUCGCAGUUGAUACCCAGACUCACCAAAAAACUGAACUGUGAAUUUGGGGAGGCAGUUGCAGAUCUGAUCUCUUCUGAACACCUCAUCGUGUCUCCAUCCCUGGGAAUCUGACCCUAGCAACUGGACCAUUUUGUUCUUGGAAUUUUGGGUGUCCUCUCUUCUCACCUUUCCCUUUUCCCUUUUCCCCUUCCCCCUCCUGAGAACUCCUGAAGACUGUAGAGAUUGUCAUGGAGUCCAGGGAAACCUUAAGCAGCUCCCGGCAAAGAGGGGGCGAGUCAGACUUCCUGCCGGUCUCCUCAGCCAAGCCCCCAGCUGCUCCUGGCUGUGCAGGAGAACCUUUGCUCUCCACUCCAGGACCUGGGAAGGGGAUCCCGGUGGCCGGAGAACGCAUGGAGCCAGAGGAGGAGGAUGAACUAGGCUCAGGGCGGGAUGUGGAUUCCAACUCCAACGCGGACAGUGAGAAAUGGGUGGCAGGAGAUGGUUUGGAAGAGCAGGAAUUUUCUAUCAAGGAGGCAAACUUCACAGAGGGAAGUCUGAAGCUAAAGAUUCAGACCACAAAGCGGGCUAAGAAACCCCCAAAGAAUUUGGAGAACUAUAUAUGUCCACCUGAGAUCAAGAUCACCAUCAAGCAGUCUGGGGACCAGAAGGUGUCCCGUGCUGGAAAAAAUAGCAAAGCCACGAAGGAGGAAGAAAGAAGCCACUCCAAAAAGAAGCUCCUGACAGCCAGUGACCUUGCAGCCAGUGACCUCAAAGGAUUUCAGCCACAGGCUUACGAGAGGCCCCAGAAACAUUCAACUCUCCAUUAUGACACAGGCCUCCCACAGGACUUCACCGGUGACACCUUAAAACCAAAGCACCAGCAAAAAAGCAGCAGCCAGAACCACAUGGACUGGUCCACCAACUCUGACAGCGGACCCGUCACUCAGAAUUGCUUCAUCAGUCCAGAGUCUGGCAGAGAAACUGCAAGCACCAGCAAGAUCCCAGCUCUUGAGCCCGUGGCUUCCUUUGCAAAGGCCCAGGGUAAGAAAGGCAGUGCAGGGAACACGUGGAGUCAGUUGUCUAACAAUAACAAAGAUCUGCUUUUGGGAGGUGUGGUGCCAUCCCCAAGCAGCCACAGCUCACCAGCCCCACCCAGCAGCUCUGCUGAGUGCAGCGGGCUUCAGCCCUUGGUGGAUCAAGAUGGAGGAGGUACAAAGGAGCCCCCAGAACCACCUACUGUGGGCAGCAAGAAAAAGUCCAGUAAGAAGGAUGUGAUAAGUCAGACCCUACCAAACCCAGACCUGGAUUGGGUCAAGAAUGCCCAGAAAGCAUUUGACAAUACAGAAGGGAAAAGGGAAGGUUAUUCCACAGAUAGUGUCCAGGAGGCAUCACCAGCCAGGCAGAAUGUGAGUUCUGCCAGUAAUCCUGAAAAUGACUCAAGUCAUGUCCGGAUUACUAUCCCCAUCAAGGCACCCUCUCUGGAUCCAACCAACCAUAAGAGGAAAAAGAGACAGUCCAUUAAAGCGGUGGUGGAAAAGAUCAUGCCAGAGAAAGCUCUGGCUUCUGGAAUCACUAUGAGCAGUGAAGUAGUUAACAGGAUACUUUCCAACUCUGAGGGGAGUAAGAAGGAUCCCCGUGUCCCUAAGUUAGGUAAAAUGAUAGAGAAUGAGUCCCCCUCAGUUGGCCUUGAAACUGGUGGAAAUGCUGAGAAAGUUAUCCCAGGAGGUGUGUCUAAGCCGCGGAAGCCACCCAUGGUCAUGACACCUCCAACGUGCACAGAUCACUCUCCAUCCAGAAAGCUGCCAGAAAUCCAACAUCCAAAAUUUGCUGCGAAAAGAAGGUGGACUUGCAGCAAACCAAAACCCAGCACCAUGCUUCGAGAGGCAGUUAUGGCCACCUCUGAUAAACUGAUGCUGGAGCCCCCAUCUGCGUAUCCCAUCACCCCAUCCAGCCCUCUCUACACCAACACAGACAGUCUUACUGUGAUCACUCCAGUCAAAAAGAAGCGGGGACGACCAAAGAAGCAGCCUUUGCUCACAGUCGAGACGAUUCAUGAGGGAACUUCCACCAGCCCCGUCAGUCCCAUCAGCCGAGAGUUUCCUGGCACUAAGAAAAGAAAGCGACGACGCAAUUUAGCGAAGUUGGCCCAGCUAGUGCCAGGAGAGGACAAACCCAUGAGCGAGAUGAAAUUUCACAAGAAAGUUGGAAAACUCGGCGUGUUGGAUAAGAAGACCAUCAAAACUAUCAAUAAGAUGAAGACACUCAAGAGGAAAAACAUCUUGAACCAGAUCUUGUCCUGUUCCAGCAGCGUUGCUCUGAAGGCAAAAGCUCCCCCAGAGACCAGCCCUGGGGCAGCAGCCAUUGAAAGCAAACUGGGCAAGCAGAUUAAUGUUAGCAAGAGGGGAACCAUCUACAUUGGCAAGAAGCGGGGCAGGAAGCCAAGAGCAGAGCUGCCACCCCCAUCCGAAGAACCCAAAACAGCCAUCAAGCACCCCAGGCCUGUUUCUAGCCAGCCGGAUGUUCCAGCCGUGCCUUCCAACUUUCAGUCACUUGUGGCGUCUUCACCAGCAGCUAUGCACCCACUUUCAACACAGUUAGGUGGGUCCAAUGGCAACCUGAGCCCUGCCAGCACUGAAACCAAUUUUUCAGAGUUGAAAACUAUGCCAAAUCUCCAGCCCAUCAGUGCUCUUCCAACCAAAACCCAAAAGGGAAUACACAGUGGAACCUGGAAGCUGUCUCCACCCAGACUGAUGGCCAACUCCCCUUCACACCUGUGCGAGAUUGGCUCCCUAAAGGAAAUCACGCUGUCCCCUGUGAGUGAGUCCCACAGCGAGGAGACGAUCCCCAGUGACAGCGGCAUUGGGACAGACAACAACAGCACUUCUGACCAAGCGGAGAAGAGCUCAGAAUCCCGAAGGAGGUACUCUUUUGAUUUCUGCUCCCUAGACAACCCAGAGGCCAUUCCGUCCGACACCAGCACAAAGAACCGGCAUGGCCACCGGCAAAAGCAUCUCAUUGUGGACAACUUUCUGGCCCACGAAAGCCUCAAGAAGCCAAAGCACAAGAGGAAACGGAAAAGCCUGCAAAACCGCGAUGACCUCCAGUUUCUGGCAGACCUGGAGGAGCUCAUCACCAAGUUCCAAGUGUUCCGAAUCUCCCACCGGAGUUACACCUUCUACCACGAGAAUCCAUAUCCCAGCAUUUUUCGGAUUAAUUUUGAUCACUAUUACCCGGUGCCAUAUAUCCAGUAUGACCCGUUGCUCUAUCUUCGUAGGACUUCAGACUUGAAGUCAAAGAAGAAGCGUGGUAGGCCUGCAAAAACCAAUGACACCAUGACAAAGGUGCCUUUUUUACAAGGGUUCAGCUACCCUAUUCCCAGUGGAAGUUACUAUGCACCCUAUGGAAUGCCUUACACAUCAAUGCCUAUGAUGAACCUUGGUUAUUACGGUCAGUACCCAGCUCCUUUGUACCUAUCGCACACGCUUGGAGCAGCUUCCCCAUUCAUGAGGCCAACAGUGCCACCACCUCAGUUCCACACAAACUCCCACGUAAAGAUGUCUGGUGCAGCUAAGCAUAAAGCCAAGCAUGGAGUACACCUGCAGGGACCUGUUAGCAUGGGCCUUGGUGACAUGCAGCCUUCUCUGAAUCCUCCCAAGGUAGGCAGUGCCAGUCUGUCCAGCGGUCGGCUCCAUAAGAGGAAACACAAACACAAGCAUAAGCACAAGGAAGACCGGAUCCUAGGGACCCACGACAACCUGAGUGGUCUCUUUGCAGGCAAAGCCACAGGCUUCUCCAGCCACAUCCUGAGCGAGCGGCUGAGCAGCGCAGACAAAGAGCUCCCGCUGGUGAGUGAGAAGAACAAGCAUAAGGAGAAACAGAAGCACCAGCACAGCGAAGCCGGCCACAAAGCUUCUAAGAACAACUUUGAGGUGGACACCUUGUCUACACUGUCACUUUCCGACGCCCAGCAUUGGACACAGGCCAAGGAAAAAGGAGACUUGAGCAGUGAGCCUGUGGACUCAUGCACGAAAAGAUACUCUGGCAGUGGCGGGGAUGGUGGCAGCACGAGAUCGGAGAAUCUGGACGUGUUCAGUGAAAUGAACCCUUCGAAUGACAAGUGGGACAGUGACAUGAGUGGGAGUAAAAGGAGGAGCUAUGAAGGCUUUGGAACGUACAGGGAAAAGGACAUCCAAGCCUUCAAGAUGAACCGCAAGGAGAGAAGUUCUUAUGACUCCUCCAUGUCUCCAGGGAUGCCAAGUCCCCACUUAAAAGUGGACCAGACAGCAGUGCAUAGUAAGAACGAAGGCUCAGUGCCCACCAUGAUGACCAGGAAGAAGCCAGCCGCAGUUGACAGUGUUGCAAUUCCACCAGCCCCAGUGUUAUCUCUCCUUGCUGCAUCCGCAGCAACAUCGGACGCAGUCGGCUCCUCCCUGAAGAAGAGGUUCAAGCGGCGGGAGAUCGAAGCCAUCCAGUGCGAAGUGCGGAAGAUGUGCAACUACACCAAGAUCCUAUCCACCAAGAAGAACUUGGACCACGUGAACAAGAUCCUGAAGGCCAAGCGGCUGCAGAGACAAUCAAAAACAGGCAACAACUUCGUGAAGAAGAGGCGCGGGCGUCCCAGGAAGCAACCCACCCAGUUCGAUGAGGACUCCAGAGACCAAAUGCCGGUGCUGGAAAAAUGCAUCGACCUGCCCAGCAAAAGGGGCCAGAAGCCCAGCCUGAGCCCGCUGGUGCUGGAGCCCGCCGCCAGCCAAGACACCAUCAUGGCCACCAUCGAGGCGGUCAUCCACAUGGCCCGGGAGGCGCCGCCCCUGCCCCCGCCACCGCCGCCGCCCCUACCGCCACCGCCGCCACCGCCCCUACCCCCACCACCCCCUCUACCCAAGACCCCCCGAGGCGGAAAGAGGAAACACAAACCGCAGGCCCCCGCUCAGCCCCCGCAGCAGCCGCCCCCGCAGCAGCCCCUUCCCCAGGAAGAGGAGGUGAAAGCUAAAAGGCAGAGGAAGUCCCGAGGGAGUGAGAGCGAGGUCCUUCCCUAGGGCGGGUCUGGGCGUCUGCACCUGGGGCCUAGGGAACUGACACGUGGGAAGCGCAGUGGGCGGGGGCGGAAUCCCCAGCUGCAGGGACACCCACGCCCUUCUCUCCAGAAGCGGGGCAGGCAGAAUCCGGCCAGACGACGGGCUGAGCCAUCAGGAGCUCUAGGGAAAGCAAAGCAGGGAGACACCUUCAGAAGAAGCUUGUCAGCUUCGCCGCAGCUCCCACCACGCGGCGCUUCAGUACGGCUGGAUCCUCCGCAGGCCAGCGGAAGGCCUCCAGGAGGAGCAGGCUGGUGGCGCUCUCCUGACCUCCCGCUGCCAAGGUGCGCCCUCGACUCCCUCAUUUGCUGGCCAGGAAAAUCGAAAGGGAAACACCCUCAAUUAGGAAACAUUCCAAGGGGAGAAAAGCUGCAAAUUGCUCAACUGGCAUUGCUGUAACCCGUUCCAUUUAAUUGGUUUUUAUUUCUUUUGAUUUUCAAGCUCUGCUAAGCUUUGGGGUACCAACGUCAUCUUCAGGUGACCUGAAUCUUUCCCUUAACCGUACAGUUUCUCAGAUGGAAUUGUGUGAUCAGAAGGUGGAGUUCUAGUGAUAGGCGACCUUAGACCCGCAUUCAUGUUCUGUGUGCCUCUUCUGUUGCACAUACACUGAUUUUUAGCGUUGUCUAUUGCUACUUUUCCUUUGCCCAUUGUACUUCCAUAUAUCUUUUCAUUAACUUACUUGCUGCUUUUUUUUUUUUUUUAAUCUUGGUACACAUUUAAAUAAUACAAUCCUUAACCUGUGCUGUAAAGUUCAACCUUGGCAUGCUGUUCCAAGAACCUGGCUUUGAAUCUCAAUCAUUGUGAAACAUACUCAGUAUUGAUAAAACCUUUUUAAUAAGUGACGCAGAGCAGCCAAGGAUAUGUUGACCCAGAUGUCAACCAGUCUAUUUUUAUACUUAAAACGUGUCAGCAGAGCAUAGGCAGAAUAAAAUGGUUUUAAUACCCCACAGCAAAUAGAAUAACUGACAAGCCACCAAAAACUGAAACCCCAGACCCACCAGAAAGACAAGUGUCUAGCAAUGCCUUGGUACCUGAUCUUUUUCAUACGAAUAAUUGUCAUAGGUUGUUCAAAAAAAAAAGGAAACAAAAAGA
Molecule: messenger RNA, 6211 nt
Organism: Rhinopithecus roxellana (golden snub-nosed monkey)
Lineage: Eukaryota; Metazoa; Chordata; Mammalia; Primates; Cercopithecidae
Gene: SETBP1
Product: SET binding protein 1
Molecular function (GO): DNA binding
Source: RefSeq, a predicted model, not a curated record